AUGCUGCUCACCCUCUCUACCUUCCUCCUCGGGCUGACUCUCAGUUGCCUCCAGACCAUCCAGGCUGAUGAGACUGAGAACCCUUUUAGGAAACUGGCUCCAUAUAAUGCUGACUAUGCCUUCGACCUUUUUAAGCAUCUAGUGAAAUUGGAUCCUCAAAAUGAUGUCUUGAUCUCCCCUAUAAGCAUCUCGAUGGCCACAGCUAUGCUGUCUCUGAGUGCCAAUAAUCAAACACGUAUUCAGAUGCUUAAAGGCCUGGGCUUUAACCUCAGCCAAACCUCUGAAACUGAUAUAGAUAAGAGUUUCCAGAAGCUUCAUGAACUCUUCAGUCGGUCAGACAAAAUCUUGGGAAUGAGCAUGGGUAACACCUUGUUCCAUGAUGAGAACCGCUACAUGGAGGAGCUAAUCUCAGAAAAAGCCAGGCAGUACUACGGUUUGGAGCACUUGGGUGUAGAUUUCCAGAACUGGGGAAAAGUCUGCAAUCAAAUCAAUGAGUAUAUGAAUAACAAGUCACAGGGGAUAACCUCAGACUUUUCCUUGGAGUCGACAAGAAUGGUCUCCUUCAUCCUGAUGAAUUACUUCUUCUUCUCAGGCACAUGGGCAGAGGCCUUCAACCCAGAAAACACCAUGGAGGAGGACUUCUUCGUGGAUAAUGAGACCGUGGUGAAGGUACCCAUGAUGUUUCAGUCAAGCCUUGCCACAUUCCUGCAUGACACAGAGCUGCACUGCAUGGUGAUCAAGAUGGAGUAUGUGAGCGAUCGUGCUGCCUUUUUCAUCCUACCCGAUGAUGGAGAUAUUAACACAAUCAUCCAAGCGCUAAGCCGAGACACACUCUAUAACUGGGAUAUGUCCCUGAGUACCAGAAAUCUGGACCUGUACAUCCCCAAAAUCAGCCUUACUGGCUCCUAUGACCUUAUGGAGAUCCUGAGGAUUAUGGACAUUGUGGACAUAAAGAAAGACAGCAAGAAUUUUUGCGACAACUGUGAUUUCCAAGUGCCACUAUCUGAGUUGAAUCACUACACCAAAGUAAAAUUCAGUGAGGAAGGCAAAGUACCAGCUGUCCCUCAAGUAUUCACCCCAGCAGUAACCGGCAAGUUUCCCCCAAUUCGCUUCAAUCGUCCCUACGUUGUCAUGAUCUUCGACCAUUCCUCAUGGAGCAGCCUUUUCCUGGGCAAGGUGGUGAAUCCAAAAAAACACAUUAAUGUGACUAAGUGCCCAGAGAGCCACUGA
Molecule: messenger RNA, 1230 nt
Organism: Suncus etruscus (white-toothed pygmy shrew)
Lineage: Eukaryota; Metazoa; Chordata; Mammalia; Eulipotyphla; Soricidae
Product: corticosteroid-binding globulin-like
Exons: 4
Coding region: 1-1230 (409 amino acids)
Biological process (GO): negative regulation of endopeptidase activity
Molecular function (GO): serine-type endopeptidase inhibitor activity
Source: RefSeq, a predicted model, not a curated record